AUGAAGAACGAAAAAAGUUGGAAGAAUUUGUGUCGUUUUACACUAGACCUAUUUAGGUUAAAGUUUGGUCUCGUGAUGUGUUUACUGUAUUUAGAGAAGCCUGAUCGCACCGAGGAAACCGCCACAGAAGAAGAUAUGUUUGCAUAUCGUCGACACCGCUGGAUAUUCAAUGAAGAGAAAGAAAUUAGCCAUCGGUAUUUGAAGUUUGACUUUGAAAGUCUUAUCAAAGUUGCUAUAAGUUCAGCCGGUGGCGGUGCACAGAGAUGUACAAAGGUACUGAAAUGUGUCGAAGGGCUUCAUAACAAAGGUUUUCUCUUAACAAUGGACAAUGGGACGGAAGUAUUUGCGAAGCUUCCGAACCCUAAUGCGGGCCCUGCGCGAUAUCUUAUAGCGUCAGAAGCUGCCACCAGAGAAUUUCUCCGUGAAGUAGCAAAUGUGCCUAUUCCAAGGGUCCUUGCACGGUCAUCCGAUCCCAAAGGCCCGGUUGGAGCUGAGUAUAUCAUUGAGGAAAAGGCCCCUGACUCAGCUAAUUUGAGUCAAUAUACUAUUGGGCCGCUUACCCAGUCAGAACUUUGGAGGAGUGGCCGAGAGGAUAUGGAUUUGGACAGGGGCCCUUGGCAACAAUCUGAGGAUUAUGCAAGAGCUAUAGGUGAAAACGAGGUAGCUUGGAUCAAAGCACACGCUUCCCCUAGGACGAACGCUUAUGCGUCGCUCAAAGACCCUGAGCUUCCAGGCCAUGCUCUUGCUCUCUUGUCAAAGUAUUUAGAUGCUACGCCUUAUCUUGUACCCAACGAUCCUGCGGCUAGAAUAAGCGUCCUUUGGCAUCCAGAUCUACAUCUGGAUAAUGUCUUUGUUGAUCCAGAGACAUGUAAAAUUACCAGCAUAGUCGAUUGGCAAGGUGCAAGUGUCGCCCCAUUAUUUUACCAGUCCUGCGUGCCUCGGAUGUUCCGACAUGAUGGGCCUGUCCGGGAGGGAUGGGUUGUCCCUUCACGCCCAGAAGAUUUCGAUACUCUAAGUGAGGAAGAACAGGGGCUUAUCGAUCAGGACCUGGAGAGCGAAACUAUACAUAAAUACUAUGAAGCAAAGGUCUUCCAACGCGCUCCUCAUCACUGGGAAGUCCUAAAGCAGUUAAGAGAUAUACAGCUUAGACGCAAUCCAACCUGGCUGGUGACUGGUGUUUGGGAAAAUCGGGACAUCUUCUUUUUACGUCAAAGCCUAAUUGCUAUUGCGGCUCUAUGGGAUAGGCUACGGCCGGACGAGACUACGGAGGUUCCGGUUUCUUUUACAAAGGAAGAGCUAGAUCUUCAUGCGAAGGAAGAUGAAAAUAUCACGGGUGUUGGCAAUAUGCUAAAAUUAUUUCGAGAUCAAGGGGUUCUCCCCGUGGAUGGAAUGGUGGGCCCGGAGGACUAUGAGACAGCGAAGAUCAACUGUCAAAAGUUCAAAGAUAUAUUCAUUAAAACUGCAAAGGAUGAAGAAGAAAGAGAGCUGUUUUCCAAACUCUGGCCCUACCAGGAUCAAGAAUCAUAG
This is a messenger RNA of Microsporum canis CBS 113480, 1527 nucleotides long. Its product is annotated as phosphotransferase family protein. The transcript has 8 exons. Bases 1 to 1527 code for a protein of 508 amino acids. NCBI's taxonomy places the organism in Eukaryota, Fungi, Ascomycota, Eurotiomycetes, Onygenales, Arthrodermataceae. The record is from RefSeq and is a predicted model, not a curated record. Gene Ontology annotation, cellular component: mitochondrion.